Schistosoma mattheei is the source of this 3744-nucleotide messenger RNA. NCBI's taxonomy places the organism in Eukaryota, Metazoa, Platyhelminthes, Trematoda, Strigeidida, Schistosomatidae. The record is from the annotation of a GenBank genome assembly.
AUGGAGCCUAAUAAUAUAAAUGUGAAACCUGAACCAUUGUUUAGUAAUCUGUCCACUGGAGUGUUAUAUUCUGUUCACAAUCCCGGUGAUAAUCAGUUGAGUCCUCCAUGUACUGUUCUCCAAGAUGAUUCCUUUCCAAACUCAAACUCGAUUUGUAUACCUUCAGUUAGUUUUCCACUCAAUGAUUCCGAUAAAUUGGAUACUUCGACAACAGUAUGUUUGUCAUCCCAAACAAAAGCUGAAUUUUAUUCAGAAUCAGAUAAAAGCAAUCACAAUUCACUUUCUAGUUCUACGGACUCAAACACAAAGCCUUUAUCUGUCCAUUGUGCCGAGGAGUCAUCAAAUGUUUUUUCCGCUCAAUCAUCUCUACCCUCCCUCAAUUCAGAAUUUCAGGUCCCGAAUCUUCCAAGCGAAUGCUCACAUAAGUUCCCUGUACAUGCGGCUGCCAAGCCUAGUGAAGCAUUGUUUGUUCGGGCCUUAAUUGGACGCUGCAAGCGCAUUGCUCCUUUGUGGUUUCGGGGUGUUUCAUCAAUGCGUGAACGCAAUCGGGAAGAAAACCGUCGCAUGGCAUGUAACAGUGGCCAGAGCCAAAGUGAUUGGAGUCUCAUAGCAUUAAAAAUCCGGGAGAUGAAUGCUGGGAGUGAGACUGAUGCUGUAUCAAAUCUGCUCAAGAAGUUGUAUAAAGAGUUGCCCAGUGACUCAGUAUUUUGGUUUCUUAAAUGUUGGCUUGGAAGUGAGGAUACUUUAAAUGAUCCGCAUUCUUGUGUUAUAAGCCGUGGUGAUGCUAAAGGCCGUAUGCGACGCAUUGAUGGUGGCAAAGGUUCUGAUAAAGUUUGGAGAUUAGAUACAAUUGUUGGUAUGCUGUAUCAUGGUUUACCAAUGUCCAGUACCGAUACCAACAUCAUGGUUCAUACAUGUGAUCAUGAAUUAUGCGUUCGACCACAGCAUAUUCGAUUCAGAGCUAGUUCAGUAGCGCUUGUUGUGGUUUUAAAAGCAUUGGCUCAAGCAGGUUACACCAUUAUUCCACCGUCGAUUGCUGCCAAUCCUGAAGGAAUUGCUCCUAACGUACCGGAUGAAUAUGUAGAUGUAUUUGGGCCUUUUUCUAUAGAACAACUUCAACAAUAUAGAAGUGAAAACUUAAAUCCUGCCAAUGAGUCUAUAUCUAAGCUUACUUUAAGUGCAUCUGAUCGUGACUUAAUCGAUCUGGUUCCAGUUAUUAAAGAUGCUUUACAGAAAUCUGAAACUACAACGACAAUGACAACAACAAUAACAACGGGAUCGAUGAAUUUGAACCGCGCCAAUUCAUUUCCAAAUUCAUAUCUAUCCUAUGGUGGUUAUCAUAAAUCUCAUAAAUUAGAUCCAUUACAUGAAUCAUUAACCAUAACAACUACAAUUAAUAAUUUUUCAUUGAAUACAAUUAAUUAUACUAGACAACCAUCACCUAUAUAUCAACAUUCAAUAAAUGAUUUCAAUCAUUCAACAUUAUUAUGCUCUACAAAUAGAAAUCAUUCAAUUCAAUCUAAUAAUCAUAAUAAUAAUGACUCAAUGAUCUAUUCAAAAGAUCAUAAUGGAAUUCUAUUAAAAUCGGAACGUUAUAGUUUAAAACGACCAAGACCAGUAUCACCUAGUUCAUUUCCAUCAUCACCAGCAAAAAAUUCAUAUCAUUUACAUUCUUCAUCAAGUCCACCUCUACUUAUAUCUGGAAUACCAUUUAGUAAUAACAGUAAUAGUAGUAAUAACAAUACUAAUACUACUACUACUAAUAAUAAUAAUACUCGAAUUUCACAAAUUCAUCCACAAAUUCGUCGACCAUCAGAUUCAACAUUAUUAACCAAUGGGAAUAUUUCAUCAUUGAUCUCAAAUAAUCCUGUUAGUUCGACAUGUGCCAAUAAUAAUAAUAAUACUUCAAGUGCAUUUUAUACUUUUUCUGUGCAUGAUAACACUUCUGCCUUAUCUAGAUCACUUCAGUGUGCUAAUACUAUCAAUACUCCUACUAAUGCUACUAUUACUAGUAAUACUACUGCUACGACUUCUAUGGUUAUCUCUACUUCGAAUAGUCUAUUACCUCAUUCUUCUCCUAACUCUCUUUUAUCACGAUCUAUUAAGAAUGAUCAAGAUCAGUCAAUGCUUCAUCAUCAUCAUUUCCAUUCUGACCAAUCAUUAUUCCAACGACAACAUCAAGAAGGCGAAGAAGAAGAGAACGAUGAUGACGGCGAUGACGAUCAUUCAUCAUCACCAUUUCUACUUCAAUCCUGCACUACCAUGCAACAACAACAACGUCAUUGUAAUUUAAAUAAAGAUGGCACAUUCCUUUGUUCACAACCGUAUCUUGGGUUAAUAGUCAAUAGUGGUUCAGUGAAUGGCUUACAUAUAUAUCCAUCUUCUGUUAACAAUACAUUAAAUACAACUACUAAUAACAAUAAUAUUAAUACAACAAUAUCUUGGAUGAGUAGUUCCAAUUACUCAUCUAGUGGGAAGUCAACACCUCGGCAACCGGCGAAAAAACGUCCUGAAGCUAGAACACCAACUAUAGAUGGCUCAUUAGAUGAAAACCUACUGUCAUAUCCUCUGUCAAAUUCAUUAACUAGCAACACCUCAAUGAUGACAACAUCGACAGCAACCGGAUUAUGCAAUUUCGAUGAUUCACAUUCACAUUUAUCAACAACACCUGUAACAUCAUCGACAGAAUCGACAACGAAUACCUUUAUGGUACAUCAUAAAUCACCAUUCGUCCCAGUGCAUAGUAGAGUUGGUCGUCCCAGUUCAACAGAACUAACUCCUACUAGUUUAAAUUAUAUAAAUGAUGAUCCCGGUUCACAUUGUCUUUCAUCAUUUACAACAACGAUGACAGUAAAUAAUUCGCCAAAAAAACAAAUUUCAGAAAAAUACCAAUUAAUAACCAAUGCUACAAAUGUCAAUUUCUCAUCGACACAUCAUAAUACCAGUGAUCGUAAUGUUGACGAAGAUGAUGAUAAUGAUGAUGAUGAAGGUGAAAUGGAUCAAGAAUUAGUUGAUAUUAUGGUUGCACGUAAUACUGCUUCAACUGUAUCAAAUUUUUCAUCAUAUUCUUCAUCGAAUUUACAUAAUUCAUUUAAAUCACAAAUUGGCCACAAUCAAAUCCAUCCGCUUCUGUUAAAUUAUAACAACAAUAAUCGUAGUAUUACUACUACUACUAAUAAUAAUAGUAAUAUUAAUAAUCGACAAGAUUUACUAAAUUCUGAUGAGAUUGGUAGUGCUAGUCCAAAUGGAAAACGUGUGAUAGCUGCAAUUGUUGCUGCUUUAGCGAAUGUCAGUGAAUCACCAUUAAUGAUGGAGAGUUCAACUCCAGUUAAUAAUUCACGACGAAGUGUAUCAGCUUGUAGUCUUCCACAUAUAGAUGUUAAUGCAUUAAAUGAAGAUCCAGUGGAUUUAUUUUCACAUCAUCAUAAUCAUAAUCAUCAAAAUAAUUAUAUUAAUGGUAAUUUUAUAACGAAUAUACAUCAAAAUCAUAUUGGUCAAUCUAAUAAAUAUAAUUCACUAAAUGGUAAUAGUGAAUGGAAUUAUUCAAAUAAAUCGAUGACUAAGAAAUCAUUAAGAAUGGGGUUUGGUGAUGAACAACCAUUGACUCCACCACCGCCUAAAUUAAUGUCAUCAUCGUCAAGAAAACGUUUGACACCUUUAUCAGGACCAAUGGUAAGAACAACAUCAUCAACAGUUUCAUUACGGAAUGAAAUCAAUUCAUUUCUGAUGAUCAUGCAACAUUAG